AAAACUUUCGCUACUCUAAAUCAGGGGUAACACAGAGGGCGUCUACUUUAUACUGCAACUGUAGACAAUUUGAGCUACAUUUGAAAGAACAAGGAAGCAAGUGAAACAUGUCAUUACAUUACUCUUUUGCACGUCCGAUUAUCCGAUUUUCUUUUAAUUUGCUUCUUUUUCCCCUCAAUAUAAAUCAUUCAACUCGGUCACCUGUAUGCGGAAUUGGUGCGGACGUAUCCUACCGGUAUUCUGAAACCCCUGGAAUGUGUUGAUCGCUCUACGUUGAAGACAAAUACUGAAAAAGUAGCUGUAGACCGACAGGACCUACGUUCCCUUUGCUAGCCUACAGAUAGAAACUGUCAAACAUGGGGGAAAGAGGACGCUCGACGUCGGAUGAGGAAUUUAGCUUUGUCAGUCGUGUUGUAAAAUACUUGCUUUUUCUUUUUAACAUGAUAUUUUGGGUGAUUUCAUUGGUGAUGGUGUCAAUCGGCAUUUAUGCGAGGGUAAUGAAGCAUGCCGAAGCAGCCCUGUCCUACCUGUCUGUGGACCCCGCCAUCCUGCUGAUGGUCGCGGGGGUGCUGAUGUUCCUCAUCACCUUCUGUGGGUGUGUCGGAUCGCUGCGCGAAAACAUCUGCCUUCUACAGACGUUCUGCAUCUGCCUGAUAAUCAUCUUCCUCCUGCAGCUGGCUGCAGGCAUCCUCGGGUUCAUCUUCUCCGACAAGGCACGGGGUAAAGUGACCGAGAUUAUCAACAGUGCCAUUCUUCACUACAGGAAUGACCUGGACCUGCAGAACCUCAUUGAUUUCGGUCAAAAAGAGUUCAGCUGUUGUGGGGGGGUCUCCUAUACCGAUUGGUCUCAGAACAUGUACUUCAACUGCUCAAGCGAAAAUCCCAGCAGAGAGCGCUGCUCCGUGCCAUAUUCCUGCUGCCUGCAGUCUAAAGACGGGAAGGUCAUAAACACCAUGUGCGGUCAGGGCAUGCAGGAGCUGGACUACGUGCACGCGGGGGUUUUCAUCCACACCAGCGGCUGCAUCGACACGCUGGUCAACUGGAUCCACAGUAACCUCUUCCUCCUGGGCGGCGUCGCCCUGGGCCUCGCCAUCCCGCAGCUUGUAGGAAUGCUUCUGUCUCAAAUACUGAUCAACCAGAUCAAGGACCAGAUCGAGCUGCAGGAAUACAACCUCCGGCAUCGUUCGGACCCCUGGCGCUGACCCCCGCCCCAGACCGGGCUUUGGGGUGAGGGUCGCGAACAGCAGUGACCACGACGACCCAAGUUGCCCGCGGCACCACUGUCCAGCUCACGUCACGUUGGACUGAGCGCAGGUCGUGGAGUCUGACGCUUAACGUUAAGAUUAACUAUUAAGACUUUUGAGGAGUCAGAAUGAAUUUUGACCACUGAACUCCUGCUGGAUCAAGUCAGCACCUGCGUUCCAGUAUUUUUCAGUUUUUUUAUUUUGCAUUCUAUCCCCCCCUUCCCCCUCCCCCACCCACCAAACAGCUGAAUGCCAGGGAUUCCUAAACGCGAACGGUUAAGUCUCUGGGAAUCUUUAGAACACCUUAAGAACCCUUUAUCACAAGAGGAAAAUGCCCCUCUUCAGUGCACAUCAGCAUAAUGCAUUGCAAUGAAGGAAGGGCGAAUGUUUGCUCAUCGAAGCAGACAUUGGGAAAUGACUCCGAAAAGGCACCAGAUUACUGAGCAAAAGCUGAGUGUUUGGAACCGAUUGUCCUCUCCUACCCCAGAGUUACGCCAUCAGUUCUGUGAUCACGUGACAGGAAAACAACUAUGCUUAUCGUUCUCACACUGUAAACUUCCAGAUACUAGACUUCCAGCAAGGCUUAGAGAAUGAACUCUUAAUUUGUGUUUGUACUGACGAACUGGGAAUGGAUGAGAUCCAUUAUAAUCCUGUGCGGGAUACUAGUUGUGUGACUGGGUUUGCGUCAUUUCAAGAUAGCAUGCGUCAUGACCAUCACUGAGUUCCUCCCUUCCAUUUCAAGACCACACUUGCCCAGUCAAUAUAAUGCUGUUCACUUCAUCAUUUCUUUCACUUACUGCCAUGAUAUUAUGUCUCGUGCAAGUCCUACAGUAGUAGUAAUAAUUUCUGUUUUUUUUUAAAUCAUGUUACCAUUUCUUCUGAUAUCUAGAAGAUGAUUUCAGUAAGUUCAGUACUGCCAUUUGUGUUUAGGAACUGUUGUUCUCUAGAAGUUAAAUUGGGCAAAAGAAAUUCCAUAAUUACCAUGUCAGAUUUUAUUUGCUGGACAAUGGGUUGAUUAAAUGAAUAUUUCCAAUAGCAGCAAUGCCAUUUACUGCAGUGUGCACUUAGUGUUGAUUGGGAAUCGUUACAAAAUGUGCACGUGCGCAAGUAGCAGGAUUUUUCAACGCAACAACAGCCCACCUGUCACACGUGCUGCUGCUGCUGCUGCUGCUGAUUUUCCCUUCGCUGUGACGCGUUUGGCACCGAGUCCUCGCCGAGGAGUUUCCCUUGAAACAACAUAAACAAGCGAGGCCUGACUUAUAAUAAACACGUCUUUAUUUUACGUAGCGGGAUGGCGUAAAUAGAACGUGUUUGGGUUGGCGAGCUUUCCCCCCUCUUGUGUUUACACGCACUGUCACACUCCGCCUGACGCGACCGUGUGUUUCGAGCUCAGUUUUGCUUUCGCAGACGGCCAUUUCCGCGACCGUUCGUUCGUCGUAAUCGCCGGUCGGUCAUCUCUCCCGUGUUUGUUUGAGUAGCGGGAGGGAGGGUGAGCAGGGUUGCCCGUGGUCUAUAAACUGUGAUUCCAAAACUGUGGGACAGGGACAGGGUUCAGAGAUCAGCGUGCGUCACCGAAUGCAGGCUAGAAAAAGGACAUGGCGUAAUGCGUGUACUGUAUACCUGCUGUAAAUAGACACAAAUGCAUUUGUAAUGCCAAUCUAAUGGAUUGAUUGUUUGCGUGUAUACACAUGCACUUACAACCAGGUGUCCAUUGCAGUUUGCUUGUUUUUUUUUUUGUUUAUUGCCAUGUGCUGAAAGUGGGCAUGUGUCAUUGAGCUGAGCAUAGGCGCUUAAUUUAAUCUAAACUUUAGCAUGAAUGUUGAUGCAAGCGUGGGGCACUUUGCUAUAUUUCUGCACGUCCAAACUCUAGAUGCCCAAAGCCCUGGAAAAAAUUAAAAUGAAAAAAUCGCACACCAUGACUGGCAGAAAGUGCCCAUAGAGAUGGUAUGGCAGAACUGUCAAUGUACAGUGUUCAUUUUCUACUUUUAAAAGCAUUAUUAUAGUCCAUGAUUAUAUGGUUUAUUUAUAAUAUAUUUUAUAUGCAUGUAUUUUUAAUGUUUAAGUCAUGUAAAGAAUGUGUAUGGAAAUGUACUGUACGGAUGGUCUGAAAGUAACCUGGAGCCACUGCUAUGCAGAGAAGAAGAUCUGAGGCCAUGGCGGCAUCCAGAUUUGCAGGUACCAGGUAAUUGUGCUAAGAGAGACAAGUAAGGCUUUUUGAUCAUGCAGUAGAGUUGGGGUAUCCAGUUCAGCAGUGUGCACUGGAGAUCCAGGACAUUAGAAACUCCUGUGCCAAGCAUCCCAGGUCACAUGACCCUUUCACCAGGUGCCAAUGCUGCCAUUACAUUAUAUUUUGUAAGCCAAUUCACUGUCUAUUGGUAUUCAUGGUCUGAGGUACAGAAAAUAUAUCAAAAUAUGAAAAAAAUGAUGUCACAUGAUCUAUAUAUUGCAACCUUAAAUAUAUGCAUGCCACGUCAGUUUUCAUUUUUUCAUGUUUGAACAAUAAGUGGUUUGAAAAUUAUGACUAUUAUUUGAUUAUCAUUAAAGAUGAAACUUCCAAUUUCUUCAGGAAAA
This is a messenger RNA of Anguilla rostrata (American eel), 3815 nucleotides long. RefSeq names its product tetraspanin 33a (gene tspan33a). The record is from RefSeq and is a predicted model, not a curated record. Gene Ontology annotation, cellular component: plasma membrane. Bases 357 to 1202 code for a protein of 281 amino acids. The transcript has 8 exons. Lineage: Eukaryota; Metazoa; Chordata; Actinopteri; Anguilliformes; Anguillidae.